This is a messenger RNA of Fonsecaea multimorphosa CBS 102226, 969 nucleotides long. RefSeq lists its product as uncharacterized. Gene Ontology annotation, molecular function: epoxide hydrolase activity. The coding region runs from base 1 to 969 and encodes 322 amino acids. NCBI's taxonomy places the organism in Eukaryota, Fungi, Ascomycota, Eurotiomycetes, Chaetothyriales, Herpotrichiellaceae. The transcript has a single exon. The record is from RefSeq and is a predicted model, not a curated record.
AUGGCCAAAGGCAUGCUUUCGAAGCUCUCGCAGCUCCUUUGCCUCUUCCCCCUUCUCACCCUUAGCCAACAGAUACCAACAGGGCUGCCGUACACCGUGAGCAAUGUCACUCUCCCAGACGGUAUCCAGAUCUUCUACCGAGAAGCUGGCCCCCCGAAUGCUACGACUCUUCUGCUCCUGCACGGCUUCCCGUCGUCGUCUCACCAGUUCCGAAACUUCAUUCCGAUCCUGGCGGCACACAACUACCACGUCAUUGCCCCCGACUACCCUGGCUUUGGAUUCACGGUGGUGCCCGACUCGUUGAACUACACGUACAGCUUCGAGGCUCUGACGCAGACCGUGGCUUCGUUCCUGGACGCUAAGAACAUCACGACCUUUGUCCCUUACAUGCACGACUACGGCGGGCCCAUCGGGUUCCGGCUGGCUCUGCAACGCCCCCAGUCUAUCCUCGCCUUCAUCUCGCAGAAUGCCAACGCCUACAUCGAAGGGUUUGGAGCAACCUUCUGGCCCCCAAUCUUUGCCCUCUGGAAUGCAACCACACCCGCACAAUUCCAGGCCGCGGCCACCCCAAUCAACGACACUGCAUUGACGCUGGCGGGGUUCAAGUCUCAAUACACCACCGGCAGCGCCCACCCGGAGAGCAUCGAGCCCGAGUCAUACUGGCUGGACUACUCCCUGAUGAACGAGCAAAUCGGCAACAGGGACAUCCAAAUCGACUUGCUGACCGACUACCGCUCCAACGUGCCGCUGUACCCGCAGUUCCAGGCCUACUUCCGCCAGCAGCAGCCCAAACUGCUGGCAGCCUGGGGCGCGAACGACAUCGUCUUCGUCCCGCCGGGUGCCAAGGCGUUCAAGAGGGACCUCCCCAACGCCGAGGUCGUGCUGCUGAACGCCGGUCAUUUCCUGCUCGAGACCAAUUUGGCGGAGCAAUCGGGCAUUGUCUUGGACUUUUUGAAGAAGAAUCUCUGA